GAGAGAGAGAGAGAGAGAGAGAGAGAGAAGGUUCGCGGGAGGAGCGCGUACAGUUACAGACAGGCUGCGGGAAGAAGAGAGUCGCCGGUCGCAGGGAGAGCUCCAGAACACACCGCCAAAAAUAAUGGGAGUCGAAAUCGAGACGAUAACCCCGGGCGACGGAAGGACUUUCCCCAAAAAAGGACAGACGUGCGUGGUGCAUUAUGUGGGCUCCCUGACAGAUGGACGCAAGUUUGACUCGUCCCGGGACAGGGACAAACCCUUCAGGUUCAAGAUUGGCAAGCAGGAAGUUAUCCGGGGCUGGGAAGAGGGAGUUGUGCAGAUGAGUGUCGGUCAAAGGGCUAAGCUGACCUGCUCGCCUGACUACGCUUAUGGAAACAAAGGCCACCCAGGCAUCAUCCCUCCUAACGCCACCCUCAUCUUUGAUGUUGAGCUGCUGGGCUUGGAAUGAAACAGAUCUGCAGCCCGUUUUCUUUUUUUGUGUUGUUUGACUUCCAACCUGGGUGACCUGGAGAGAAGCUAGGAGAGUCUGCACUUGAUUCUAUAAGAGGCUUAAGUCUAUAGUUCCACUACUUAUUUCAUCACACUAGGACAGUUUGUGUUCUUUUGUCUCUGUGACUGAGUUAAUUUUCCAACAUAUUCUUCCUCCUGAAAAGUAUGGGCCAUAACCUCACAAACCUCCAUGUUCUUAAUCUUGAAUAUUUUUGAGUUUCGCUCUACUUUUUGUUGUGUUUUAGUUGUUUUGUUUUUUUGAAUCGCGCGUUGUGCAUGGUUACACUGAGAAGUACAUAAUAAAAAUGAACCACCAGUAGCGACAUUCAUCCCUAAUGAGUCAGUGCGUGUUGGUAUUAAAAUGUUUGAGAGCUGGUGGUUGUUAUAUUAUAGAAACAAAAAAAGUGUAACAAAUGAAAAUGAAAAGCACAUGUUAGAAUCAAGCUUAAAACCAGAACAAAAUAAAUUAGUUUCUGUUACAGCUAUGGCUUGGUGUGGGAUUAAGUGGCUUCCUGUUGUGAAAUGUCAAGUUACGGGAAGCCCUACUGGUGCAACACAGGAAUUGUGCCCUAAAUAUAGAAUAUAGUGCCACUAUGUUUACCUUCUAAUCCAUAUUGUUAAUAUGUGUGAGCUCCACUGGGUUAAUUUGCGCAAAGGAGAACCAAUCCCAGUUGUAGAUAGUUCUAAUGUGUGCCUACAUAUUCUCACCAGACACGGGGUAACUACCUUUUUCCUGUCUGCAUGUUCGAGGCCCGAUGGAAAUAUUAGGAUGUAGAUGUUGAACGCUUUGCAUUUGAUUUGCGUUAGUACUGCCUUCUCUUCUCGCCAAGUCUUUAAACCCCAUUUAAAGCCAUACACAGGUCGAACUGUGAAAAGAUAGGAUUUCGCGGUGAUGCACAUCAAUUGGAGUUUUUCUUUUGUUGUCCAAAAAAAGGGAAAUGCUUGAAAUUUACAAAAGGGGGUUGAGGAAUCAAUCAAAUUGUUAUUGUGUCACAACUUCAAUUAUGUAUUUUUCAGAUGCCAACUUUCUAUUUCUAAGAAUCAACAAAGUAAAUGUAUCUAUGAUAAUAGACGAUGCUCUUCUUAUUUUGUAUUUCUUUAAAAAAAAAAAAGGGGUCAGUUAAGUACCACGCUGCCUAACUAAAGUCUGUGUGGUUGUAGAAUAAAACGCUGACACACACAGGCUUCCUAGCAGUUUUGUAUCCCAAAUAAAUAGUUUUAAGUGGAGUUUAAAUGAAGGAAUACGCUGGCCUGGCUGUCAGAUAUUGACUGUGGCUGUCGAUGUUACAUAUUGGCCAACCUGGUGUGGCAGGAAUCAACGUCUGUACUGUGUAGUUAUGUGCUGAUACGUUACUGUAUGCAGGCUAAACCAAUGAUGACAUAUUUAAAAUAAAAGAAGUGCUCUCCAA
Messenger RNA from Scophthalmus maximus (turbot), 1901 nucleotides. RefSeq names its product FKBP prolyl isomerase 1Ab (gene fkbp1ab). NCBI's taxonomy places the organism in Eukaryota, Metazoa, Chordata, Actinopteri, Pleuronectiformes, Scophthalmidae. Bases 125 to 451 code for a protein of 108 amino acids. The transcript is spliced from 5 exons. The record is from RefSeq and is a predicted model, not a curated record. Gene Ontology annotation, molecular function: peptidyl-prolyl cis-trans isomerase activity.